CUUGAAUCUGGCCAUCUGAUGCAGCACUUUUGCAACCAGAAUUGCCCAGAUGGGACAACGCAACUGUGGACCAACACUCAACGCCAGGCUGCUCUGGGACAACACCUCAAAGCAGCCUGCGAUGGCCUCCAUGCUAGGCCCUUUCCCUUUUUCCUCGCCGACACAGGAUGACUCUUGUCUUGAUGCUGCUCCCUUGCUUAAGAUGCCUCGCUGCCUGCUGCAUCUCCCUCAUCACUAUCCAAACCAAAGAUCAUCACUAUGCUCUUCUCCGAGAUUUCCUUCGACUCCAACAGCUUGAGCAUGAACUCUGCUCCUGCUGCGCUCGAGCUCCAGCACAGUCACUCCAUCAAGUCUGCUUCCUCCGCUGAGAUCGACAAGGUCAUCACCGCGAUUCUCACUCGAGAGGCCUUUUUGAAGGUCGGUCGCUGGGCGGCACAUUGCGCCGCUUUAGCAGCAGUCGGUGGCCUUGAUGAGCCAGCAGAACUUGUCAUCUUGGACGACAUCGAGGACAAGUGUCUUCUCGAGCCUAGCCUCUCCAUCUCCUACCCAGAUGCAUCUACGGCAAAAUCGCAACUGCGCUGCUGUCUGAUGCACUCUUCCGUGUCGCAGAAACGCUCCAAGAACCCAAGAGACAGGCAAAGACUUGCGUCUGUACGGCUUGCUGAGCGUGCCAAGCAGCGCUUCGCUUUGGAUGACAGCAGCAGCGAUGAAGACGCCGAUCGGCCGGGUCCCUCUCGGCCAGUGGGCAAUGGCCCUCGUCCUCUGCAUCGGUCUUCUCCGCAUCCAUCAGGCUCACAUGAGUCACUGCAAAAAUCCGCGAUGCGGCCUGUCCUUGGCUCUCCAUUCACACCUCCACACAGCAGCUCAGGCUCCUCUGAUGGGCAUGACGAGGAUGACAUGGCUGAUAGCAGCAGCAGUAACAGCAGCUCAGACAGUGACUGCAGCUUUCUCUACCGCGACAUGGUACCAGUCUUACCGAUCGCUCAAGAAUCAACAACCUCUUUCACGACACCUUCAUCGCCUGGUGGUUGUUGGAGCUUUUCUGCAGCUGCAGGGAGUUUCCUCAGCUUACCGAGUGUGAUUGCUGGUCGUAUGCGCAGGAAGAAACCAACAGUGACACCUGCAAAGGAACGUUUCUACCUCAGUGAUGGCGAGAGUGAGGAUGAAGCAGUGAAAGCCGUGGCAGCAGGUGCUGCCAAGAAGCGCGUGGAGGAAGAGGAGGACAAACAGUCUUGUUGUUCUUGGGCGAAGACGGACAGCGAGUAUGAGUACAAGGCAGAUGACAGUGACCGCUAUCGCAUUCCUGUUUAGAUGCUAUGUAGCAAGUGCCAGUUCACAUUUUAGUAAUAGUAUAAUCAACAUCUCUUG
Molecule: messenger RNA, 1368 nt
Organism: Protomyces lactucae-debilis
Lineage: Eukaryota; Fungi; Ascomycota; Taphrinomycetes; Taphrinales; Protomycetaceae
Exons: 1
Coding region: 259-1311 (350 amino acids)
Source: RefSeq, a predicted model, not a curated record